Molecule: messenger RNA, 423 nt
Organism: Danaus chrysippus (African queen)
Lineage: Eukaryota; Metazoa; Arthropoda; Insecta; Lepidoptera; Nymphalidae
Source: the annotation of a GenBank genome assembly
AUGAAUAUUCCGGACGAUUAUAACUGUAACGAUAAAAAUCUGGUUAAUAAUAAACGCAGAUCAUAUUUGCUUAAUAGCCUUGAACUUAGCAGUAAACCCGUAGAUACACUUCGACCUACAGGAAUAUUUCCUAUUUUAAAUAAAAGUGAUGUAUUUUGCACAAAUGAGGGUAGUGACACAAAAUGUACACAGUUACGAAACAAAGAAUCAGCGGACAGUAUGCAAACCGUUACUCUUGAUAUGAAUCAGCUGGGGUCACCGCCCGUCCCGCGCCCCGCACACAGCCCAUCCACUGAUAAAUCGUUACCGAGGGCGACACUUAUUGUAAACAACGAUACUUUAGAACUUACCGGCGAUUCUAACACACAAGUAAUUGCUAAUAAAUCAAAGAAAUCAUUUGCAACUGUAGCGAAAAACGGGUGA